Messenger RNA from Solanum pennellii, 1440 nucleotides. RefSeq names its product protein THYLAKOID FORMATION1, chloroplastic. Gene Ontology annotation, biological process: photosynthesis; photosystem II assembly; thylakoid membrane organization. The transcript has 5 exons. Bases 219 to 1100 code for a protein of 293 amino acids. The record is from RefSeq and is a predicted model, not a curated record. NCBI's taxonomy places the organism in Eukaryota, Viridiplantae, Streptophyta, Magnoliopsida, Solanales, Solanaceae. Gene Ontology annotation, cellular component: chloroplast thylakoid.
AUCAGUACACGUGUUGUGAUAUUAUUCGUCUAUUGAUAAACAUUAAAAAUGAAAAUGAAAUAUCCUAAAAGCCAUCGGAUAAGCCCUCAAAUCCAAACCUCACACUCCAUUUCUCCAUUCUCCAUUUUUCACAGAAAAAAUUGAAAUGGAAUACAACUAUAUUCUCUAAAGCAACCAACAGUUUCUUCUUCUUCCUCUUCUUCUUCACCGGUAGAAAUAUGGCGGCUGUUACUUCAGUAUCUUUCUCGGCGAUUACUCAAUCGGCGGAAAGGAAAUCCUCCGUUUCUUCGUCUCGUUCUAUUGAUACAUUUAGGUUCCGUUCCAACUUCUCAUUUGAUUCCGUCAAUGUUCGAUCUUCCAAUUCCACCUCUCGCUUUGUCGUUCACUGCACGUCCAGUUCAGCUGCAGAUUUGCCAACUGUUGCUGACACUAAAAUGAAGUUUUUGACCGCUUACAAGCGACCAAUUCCAACUGUCUACAACACAGUGUUACAAGAGCUAAUUGUGCAACAACAUUUGACAAGGUACAAGAAAUCCUACCAAUAUGAUCCUGUGUUUGCCCUAGGUUUUGUUACUGUGUAUGAUCAACUUAUGGAGGGCUACCCAAGUGAAGAGGAUCGUAAUGCUAUCUUCAAAGCAUAUGUAGAGGCGCUAAAGGAGGAUCCUGAGCAAUACAGAGCUGAUGCACAAAAAUUAGAAGAAUGGGCUCGUACUCAAAAUGCCAAUACACUAGUUGACUUUUCAUCCAAAGAUGGAGAAAUUGAAAACAUUUUCAAGGAUAUUGCACAGCGAGCUGGAACCAAGGACGGCUUCUGUUACAGUCGAUUAUUUGCGGUUGGUCUCUUUCGCCUACUUGAGUUGGCAAAUGUAACUGAUCCAACCAUCUUAGAAAAGCUUUGUGCCGCACUCAAUGUAAAUAAGAAAAGUGUGGACCGGGACCUUGACGUUUAUCGCAAUUUGCUCUCCAAGCUGGUUCAGGCUAAAGAGCUGUUGAAGGAAUACGUGGAAAGGGAGAAGAAAAAGAGAGGUGAAAGGGAAACUCAGAAGGCCAAUGAGACUGUGACAAAAUGCUUGGGAGACUACCAAUAUGCUGGGAGGUAAGGGAGAUCAUCAAUUUGUACUCCUGCCUGGACCUCAUUGACUUGUUCCACUAGCGGGAACAUUCCAUGUACAAUAGAGCUCAGUCUCCAAAGAUCAGGCAAGUUAUAUUAGAAGAUCAAAGUUACGUUGAAUGUUUUGUUAUUACAGUAAUUGAGAUAUAUCGCAAUGUUCAUUAUUUCCUGCUUAAACAGAAUAGCUUUAUUGUUGCAACUCUCUCCAAAUUGUUUGUAGAUAAAGCCCCUCUGUGUAGUGACAAAAAUCAAAGAGUUACUCAGCUGUCAUGCUCUCUCAUUUUCUUUAGUUCUGGUUUUGUUUCAAGCUGUGUAAACAUUGCUUUAUG